Gadus macrocephalus (Pacific cod) is the source of this 1815-nucleotide messenger RNA. RefSeq lists its product as uncharacterized. The record is from RefSeq and is a predicted model, not a curated record. NCBI's taxonomy places the organism in Eukaryota, Metazoa, Chordata, Actinopteri, Gadiformes, Gadidae. The coding region runs from base 154 to 1068 and encodes 304 amino acids. The transcript has 4 exons.
AGACUGGCUGAUAGCAUAACCAGAAUCACUUGCUAUCCAAGAAAAGACAAUUUAGAAAGCGUAGCCAAAGCUCUUGUUGCAAAGCAUCCUUGUCUCAGGGAGCCGGGUUCAGGUAAAGGAUGGUACUGCUGGAGAUUCAGCCUGAUAUUCAAGAUGGGCAAUUACCGUCAGAGGAUGAUGGCAGCUGGAUGCCUCGAAGUUCUUGUAAAUAAAAGAAAAAGAAAGGGAAACACCAAGCCAGUCAAGAAGGCAAAAAAGGGAGAGAUCCACUACUUACCAGAGCCACCUGAUGGACAAAGUACUGUUAAAUCAGAGAAGGAUCGUGAGACCAUGCUUUUGGAAGUGCAGAAGAGAGAGCCAGAUUUGCACCUGCUCGAUGAAUUGAUGACUGCAACAUUCUCCCAGCGAAGACAAGAGAUCAUUGGUGACGAGCCACUCAUUUCUGCAGUCAAGGACAGAUGGCCUGCAUUGUUUAGUGAGAGACAGCUCAGUGCUGAGUUCAGUAGAAUCGUCACCAAAGACCUGCUGGAGUCAUUCCUGGAUGGACUUGAUGCCUUGGUGCCAGGUGUUCUACAGAUGUACGGAGAAGCUGCUGCAUCAGGCAGGAGGGUGCGCCUGAGCAGUGUUCUCAGUUGUCUUCAAAAGGAGGACACGAACCAAAACAAAAGAGCAGCUGUCCUACUUGGUCUUCCAUGCUACCUUGCAGAAGAUUCCUCUGACAUAAUCAGGAUGUGUGAUGCUCAUGGUGAAACCCUUGACGUGCUAAUGAGCGGGAUGCAAGUUGGACUGUUGAUUGGACACGAAGGCCCUCUGCAUGAUGCAUUUCCAUUGGAUGUUUUCAACGUGGCUCUGGUAGUAGAGGAGAAGAUAAUCCUACAUGACCUCGGAGAUGUGUCCACAGGCUUUGCCAUGUUACUGGGUGCAAUCUACUGCCUAAACCUUGAGUACCCACGUAAUAUGAAGUAUUCUUUUGAGUUCCUUCAGAGGGUUGUCAUGAACAUUAAACCGGACCAAUGUUCAGCCAGAAUCCAUGGACUCAGAAAUAAAAUGCUUAGAUAUCACAUGUAAACAAAGAAAUGCACUUGUCAAGCAACUACUAGGAGGCAGCAGUUAUUUGGGAAGCUUGCCUUGUUCUUUACACUAGCAUACAGGUUUUCAUCGGCUUAGUUUGUUCAGCACAAGUCAGGUAUGCGUGACAAAUGUGUCACUUGUGAAGUUGAAAAAUCUGACAUUUUUGAAAAAUCUAAAAUAGUUUAAAUGUGCAAAACAUUUUGAGGUAUAAUGAAAACAAACUUUUGUUUCGAAUUGUGGUUAAAGAAUCUUUUAGACGUGGAUGUUGAUGUUUUGUAAAGCUCUGCGUAUACCACAUUUUUCCUCUGUACAACUUCGCCAUACUUAUUCUCUCAUUCACAGUUUUAAAAUUGUGUUCAAUUAACAGUUCAAUUAAGUGAAAUGUAAGUAAGUAUUUAUAAUGUACACCAUUGUUUUUGUUCAUAUGACGAUAUGGACCGGUUAUCUCACUUUUUGCCUCUUAUGACACCUGCCCAUCUGUCCCCCUUUCCUCAGCACUCUCGGUUGUCAACCUCAGUGAGGCCUGUUUUGAUGCAAAGACAUGUUUAAGAUGUAUCAAUGUUCCACAUUGUUCAUAUUCAUGUCGAGAUUUUAUGAUUAUCUGUUUACUAUCUCACAUACGUCAUUGUUCAACCCCACCUCACCUUCUUUCUUUCUACGAGUCCACCCUCUGUCUUGCUGUCAGUCCACCCACCCUCUGUCUGUCUGUCUGUCUGUCUGCAAGUCCACCCUCUGUCUGACUGU